AUGAUAGCCACUGCAACCAUAGCCUCCAUGGAGAUGGGGCUUCUGCUGAGAGAUGAUGUUUUUGUCGACUUUUUCAACACGUUUCUGAACCUUCCUGUUUUUGGCCAGACACCUAUUUACAUCAGCAGCAUAGGCCAGUGGGACCUCUGGCCAGAGCUACCAAGUCACCUGGAUCCCAGCCCCCCAGCUUUCCUGGCUUGGCUGCAAAAGCACCGCCUGCCUCACUUCUGCAAAUCCAGCUUGUGCCUCCACCUCGUCCUCUGCCAGAAGCUUCUGGGUUUCAUUCGGUCAGGAGAAGCAGCAAAACUGCUCAACUGGCAAAGUGCAGACCAGUGGCUGCUGGAGAAGUGCAUCAGUGGAAGCCAGGGCAUGUGGCACUUUCAAGCCUUCAUCCAAGGAACAGCAGGUGAGGAGCUGACCAACUUCUGGCUCACUACUGAAAGGCUCCUGGGGCUUGAUGAGUCAGAUGCAAGGCAGAGGGACCUCUACCUGUCCUUACUCCACAGGCUGAAAGCCACUCACCUGCGUGAAGGCUCCAGCGUCAUCAUUCUCUGCAGGACCAUCGUUGGGUCACUGCUGAAAGCUGGACAUGUUCAGCCCAUCAGCACCAGGAGGGAAAUCCUAAGUAAGAUGCAGGAACGGGUCCUUUUUACAAUUCAGAGUUACUGGCUCCCUAAAUUCUUCAUCCACUGCAAGAUGAGCAUGGAGAAGGAGAAACCAUGCCAGCCUCUGCUGCAGGAGUACCAGGAGCGUUUGUUGCAGGGCAGCAUGCAGGAGCCCUCUGGCUUCUCAGAGGAUCUCUUCACGAUGCACAUUAAAAGAAGCCAGGGUUUGUCAGGACUCUACUGCAGCAGGAAGGCCAAAGCAGAUAUCUGGACUCUGGUCAAGGAGGGAAGAGACACCAAAGAAAUGAAGAUGCCCACUUUCCAGGUGCAACCAGAAAGGCAGCCAGCUGGGAGCACAAAGGAAUCACAGCUGGAUAGGAAUGCUUUGGGAUCGGUUCCUCAGCAGCCAGAGCACCCUGCAAACACUGCCUUUGGAGACAAAGGAGGAGCAACCUCUCCCAGCAGACCUGAACCCAGAGCAGAGUGGGUCCUUCAUCUGGAAGGCCUCCAUGAAGAGAGAAUCUGCUCUAACCUGCAUUCCUCUGCCCCCCUUGUCCAGCUGCCAUCCCUGAAAAAGUCAUUCAAGACUCUGAGUUUCCUUCCUUGGGCCCUUAGUGCUGACAGCUGUGCUGGACGGCCCUUCAGGGACUUCUUGAAGCACCAGGGCCGCUAUGUGGAGACUCAUCUCCUGGACCUGUGGCAUGAGCUGGAGGAAUUUCUACCUGUGGUGCUGGACCCCCGCAAAGAAAACAGUUUCUUCCUGCGACAUUUGAUUGGGGAGAAGAUAUGCAAGACCUACCUGGAGGAAGGCACCACUGGGCACCUUCCCUUGGAGACCAAGACUGUCAGGACCUUGCAGAACUAUCUGAUGUACGGAGAGUUCUCCCCCUGCAUAUUCAGAGCCCAGAAGGAGAUUUGCAAGGUGCUCUGCUGCUUCUAUGAGGAAUUUCUGGCUGCCGAUGACAGAACCUUCCUCCAGUUUAUGUCUCCACAGAGCAGCGUCCCAGCACCUGAGGAGCAGGGCCAUGCUCUUGGGGAAGAUGAACGUUUCCUCCUGUUCCAGCGACUAAACGAGUCCUUGAAGCUGAGCCAGGCCUUGCAUGGCACAAGGAACUUGGAAGGUCUCUCCUCUGAGCACUGGCAACUAAUGGCCACUCAGGACCUCCGCCAGGGGGGCUUCAUCCAGGCAGAGGUGGAAGACCUGGCUUCUCGAUCUGAUGCAGACGCCCACAAGGUGGCAUCCUCACACCGUCCAGAUGUGUCGGUUCCUCAGAAACUCUCAUCGGAUGUGGAUAGCCCAAGCAAGGAAAAGGAGCAUCCGGGUCUCAAAAGUCCGCCACUCACCAUUGAACCCAAGAAGAGAAAGAAGAUGACUGUUCCUGUGAGAAAAUCAUCCCCUAUUGCAGUAAAGAAGCCAUCUACAAGACCCAGGCACUUUGUGAAAGUGCUGCACAACCGUGCCCACCUGCAGUACUUCAGGCAGUUCCUCAGGGAGCGCAAUGCGGAUAAACCACUGCAUUUCUGGAUGGCUGUGGAGAAGCUAAACACAGAGACCAACCCCGAGAGAAAGAGCUUGCUCAUCAACAGCAUCAUCAAAAAUUAUUUCCAUGGUGACAUCCCAGCUGAGGAGCUGCUGGACUGUGAUUCUUCUAUCAUCAGUAACAUACGUGAGGCCAAAACAGUCAGCCCCUUCAUGUUGAUGACAGCACAGGUCCUUGUCCAGAAAGCAAUGGAGAAACGAUGGUUUAAAGAGUACCAGGACUUGUUCUCCCCAAGUGAGACACAUAUGCCUAACGUCGACCUGCAGCACAGGAUGGAGAAACUCACGUCAGACAAGCUGCGGCGGGCCUGGUGUGCCAUCUGUGACCUCAUCAAGAGCCUCUGCAAGUUCCGCAGGGAGAUGAACAACGCCAACAGCCGUGGGGAGUUUGAGGACUUCCUCCGACAAGAACUAGGAAACAAGGAGGAAAAUAUGCCCAUCAGCUCAAGGCUGAGCAGCAGCACCAUGCUCAAUUUCCACUUCCACAAGGCCCAUGCCAGCACCCCACCAGACAAGGAGGUGGUACUAGUGAGACGUCUCAUGCUUAACAAUCAGCUUGUUACCAUCAACUUCCUCAUUGAUGACCUCCGCUUUUUUCUGGAGAUUGACAAGUUUUCCAAUCUGGCUGACUCAGUUGAAGCUCAGGCAGCCCACAACAUGCAGACAGCAAAGCAAGUUGCCUUUCUCAAAAAGAAAGUUGCCAUCAUCAGCAAACUCUUCCUGAGCUCCGACAUUCCCCCUAGACUGCGGGUAAACAUCUCCAAAGAAGAGAGAAAUUUCAUCUGGAGCUUAUCUUCUAAAGGGAUACUGACCCGUGUCCUCUACCACAGGGCCAAGCUCAUCAUCUUCCCCAUCCUGAUGCACUUCUGGAGAAGGUUCUGCUACUGGAAGGUGAUGAAGAGCUUUCGGGCAUCUGCAACAGAAAAAGGGCUAAGCUCUUUGCCCCCUACAACAGUGUCCUCCAAAUCAUCUGACAUCUACAGUCCAGGCAAUCACACAGUCAUUGUCUUCACACUCCAGAAGGGGAUCCAGGUCCUGCUGCCAAACCCCAGGAAGAAAAUUGACUCCUCAGAGGAGAAGGAAGGCACCAAGGAACACCAGACGAUCCCAAACCACCUAUGCUAA
Indicator indicator is the source of this 3270-nucleotide messenger RNA. It is a transcript of the gene RGSL1, whose product is annotated as regulator of G protein signaling like 1. The record is from RefSeq and is a predicted model, not a curated record. The transcript is spliced from 21 exons. NCBI's taxonomy places the organism in Eukaryota, Metazoa, Chordata, Aves, Piciformes, Indicatoridae. Bases 1 to 3270 code for a protein of 1089 amino acids.